UACGGGAAAACACAUCGCGUGGCGGAACGUGUCAGUGCUCGAUCGAGUCCCACCGAACACCGGACACACAGCACUGACCGCCUGCGCUCCCCGGACGGACCCCCUGCAGCGGGGACUCGAUCGCGGCGCUCGACGACUCCGGAGAAAAGUGACGCGUUUCGGACGGAGCGGAGAGCGCAGAUCCUGAGGAAGCGAACCCAACGGGACGGGUUUACCGGGCGAGGCAGAAACCCGCUGGAUAGGCGAGCAGGGCGGGGACGUCACGAGCCGGACUCUCACCAGUAGAGGGCGCUUCUUUCAAGGACCUCGGAGGACCACUGAGGCUCCUCCGUUUCUGCCCAAAAUCUGUUGGCUCCCAAAACCCCCCAUGGCUGAGAAGAACCUGUGUUCAGCCUUCGGAGGAGCCUCACUAAACUUGUGUGGAAACCUGAAGAACCUGGCAUUGAACCCAACAGAAAUGAGUUCCCAGCACCACCCUGCGGAUGUGAGCGCAGUGCCGCCCUUGCGAGUGCCUCCUCCCGUCCUGGCCGCCAUGGACCUGCGCGUGGACCACCAGCCGACCCCCGCGACCGUGACCUCGGGCGACCCGAGUCGGAGCGAGCGGCAGCUGCAGCAAGACCUGCUGGUGCUCAAGCAGAAGCAGGAGAUCCAGAGACAGCUGCUCAUCGCCGAGUUCCACAGGCAACAUGAACGACUCUCUCGACAGCACGAGGCCCAACUGCAGGAGCACAUGAAGCAUCAGCAGGAGCUGCUGGCCUUGGAGCAGCAACGCAUGGCGGAGUGCCGGAGACAGGAGCAGGAGCUGGAGAAACAGCAGCGGGAGCAGAAGCUGCAGCUGCUCAAGAACAAGGAGCGCGGCCAGGAGAGUGCCGUGGCGAGCACGGAGGUGAAGAUGAAGCUCCAGGAGUUUGUCCUGAACAAGAAGAAGGCCCUCGCUCACAGGAACCUCAACCACCGCGUGCCGGGAGACCCGCGCCUCUGGUACACGAAGACCCAACACGGCUCCCUGGAUCAGAGCUGCCCUCCGCGCACGGGCUGCUCCGCCUCCUACAACCACCCGGUCCCGGGGAUGCACGACCCAAAAGACGACUUUCCGCUGCGCAAGACAGCGUCGGAGCCCAACCUGAAGCUGCGCUCGCGCCUCAAGCAGAAGGUGACGGAGCGACGGAGCAGCCCGCUGCUGCGCAGGAGGGAGCACCUGGUCGGCGCCGCCAAGAAGCGCUCGCUGGACGCGUCAGACUCCGCCUGCAGCAGCGCCCCGGGUUCCGGGCCAAGUUCUCCAAACAGCUCCGGCAGCAUCGCCAACGAGAACGGCGCCGCCGUGUCCGUGGGCGCGUUUGAGCCGUCCGUGGCUCACAGGCUCGUGGCUCGAGAAGGUCCCUUGAGUCACCUGUCCCUGUACACCUCGCCGUCCCUGCCCAACAUCACCCUGGGCCUGCCAGCGUCCGGCCCCGCAGCCCAGGACGGCGACAGACUACCACCCCUCGCCCCUCCCUUCCUGGCAGGGGGACACCUGCCAUCAUACCUGGGUGCCUCCGCCCUGGAGCGCGAUGGCAACUCCAUCCACGGCCCCCUCCUGCAGCACAUGGUCCUCCUGGAGCAGAACCCACUGGUGGCGGGCCUCGGGGGGCUGCCGCUGACCCCGCCGGCGGCCCACACGCUGCGGCAGCACCGGCCGUUGGGCCGAACCCAGUCGGCGCCGCUGCCCCAGAACUCGCAGGCACUGCAGCAGCUCGUCGUCCAGCAGCAGCACCAGCAGUUCCUGGAGAAGCACAAGCAGCAGUUCCAGCAGCAGCUGCACGUGGGAAAGGUCACGGCGAAGCCGAGCGAGACGAGCCGGCAGCGCCGGAGCCACCUGGGGGAGACGGAGGAGGAGCUACGCGAGCAGCGGGUCGAAAGGGAGGCUCCGCCCCCCGCGGUCGCGGUCAAACAGGAGCCGCCGGACGAGCAGCAGCAGCAGCAGGAGGAGGAGGAGGAGCCGCCGCUGCAGCGGGAGAGGGAGGCCGAGCAGGAGCUGCUCUUUGCUCAGCAGGCGCUGCUCCUGGAGCAACAGAGGAUCCAGCAGCUGCGGCGCUACCAGGCCUGCGUGGCGGCAGCCGGUCUCUCGAUCCCGCUGGGGUCGCACCGCCCUCUGUCCCGGGCGCGGUCCUCGCCGGCGUCGGCCUCGCUCCCCGCGGCCGCGGUCGAACCGCCGGCCGAACCGCGCUUCACCACCGGCCUCGCGUACGACGCCCUGAUGCUGAAGCACCAGUGUGCGUGCGGCAACAGCACCGUCCACCCGGAACACGCCGGAAGAGUCCAGAGCAUCUGGUCCCGGCUGCAGGAGACGGGCCUGCGGGCAAAGUGUGAGUGUGUGCGUGGGAGGAAGGCUACGCUGGAGGAGCUGCGGACGAUCCACUCGGAGAGCCACGUCCUGCUGUACGGCACCAACCCGCUGCGGCACAAGCCGGACGGUUCGGUGACGCCCGUGUUCGUACGGCUGCCCUGCGGUGGAGUGGGGGUGGACAACGACACCGUGUGGAAUGAGCUGCACUCGUCCAGCGCCGCCCGCCUCGCUGUGGGCUCCGUCCUCGAGCUCGUCUUCAAGGUCGCGUCCGGAGAGCUGAGGAACGGCUUUGCGGUGGUUCGCCCCCCCGGACACCAUGCCGAGGAGAGCUCCCCCAUGGGAUUCUGUUACUUCAACACGGUCGCCAUCGCAGCCAAACUCCUGCAGCAGAGACUGAAUGUCGGCAAAAUCCUCAUCGUGGACUGGGACGUUCACCAUGGCAACGGAACCCAGCAGGCCUUCUACAGCGACCCCAGCGUCCUGUACCUGUCUCUCCAUCGCUAUGACGACGGCAACUUCUUUCCUGGCAGCGGGGCGGCCGAUGAGGUGGGCAGCGGGCCGGGCGAGGGCUUCACCGUGAACGUGGCCUUCACCGGGGGUCUCCACCCGCCCAUGGGAGACGUCGAGUACCUGCUGGCCUUCAGGACGGUGGUGAUGCCAAUUGCCAGUGAGUUUGCCCCAGACAUGGUCCUGGUCUCCUCUGGUUUUGACGCCAUGGUGGGACACCCGCCCCCGCUGGGGGGGUACGAGCUGACAGGCAGGUGUUUCGGAUACAUGACCAGGCAGCUGAUGGCGCUGGCCGGGGGUCGCGUGGUGCUCGCCCUCGAGGGGGGUCACGACCUCACAGCCAUCUGCGACGCCUCCGAGGCCUGUCUCUCUGCUCUGCUGGGCCUCGAGCUGGACCCCCUUCCACAGGAAGUUCUGCGGAAGAGGCCGAAUGCCAACGCGUUGGAGUCCAUCGAGAAAGUGCUGGAGAUCCACGGCAACUACUGGACGUCGGUGCGGCGCCGCGCCUCCACGCCGGGCUCCUCCCUGCUACAGGCGCAGAGGUGUGAGGCGGACGAGGCCGAAACCGUCUCCGCCAUGGCCUCGCUGUCUGUGGCGCCCAAGCAGAUGGAGAACAGUUCGCAGGACGAGCCGAUGGAGGAGGGGCCGCCGCUGUAGGCCUCCCGGGAGGGGUGUCCUCAUGACCUGGCGAGUCCCGAACCUGCGGCUGCGGUGCGCCCACCUCCUCCAUCCGGAUUUCGCUCGUCGCCCCCCCGGCCUCGGGCACGGAGCCCGAGAGGGGGGUGGAAACGGACCGGCGACAGCGCACAUCCCGUCGGAUCGCAUCCCACAGGUCACACGGAUGGAGGCGCUAAGCCCCGCCCCCGGACAGACUGCCGUGUUUUCGGAGAAAGAGUCCGGCGGAGCUCCCGUUGGACCCUAGUGCCGGGGCUUUGAGAACUUGCUGAGCGUCGCACCGCGGUGCUGCGCUCCGUGUUUCGUCAGACAAACUGAAGAGACCUUUUAAACGGCAGGAAUCCAUGUUGACACGACCCACGAGGCCCCUGUGUUUAUUGUUAGGGGUCAGGGGUCGCAGGGCCGGCUUUUCAUUAGCAGGAACGUGACCGGCGCCGGUUCCCUGUCCGCAGGCGGUUCAAACACAAUGUUGUGCCUUUUUUCGGGCCUUUAGCCCUGGUCUGAGGUUUCUAACACAUCUACAUGAACGUUUGCCUUGAACGAGACCUGUGAUCGGAACCGAGGGGGCGGAGCCCAUUCUGUACGUUCACCGGGAACUCGGCGCCGCUUUUGCUCCAAAACUAAUGAUUUUGGGUGGAAGCGGCACCGGCGAGGUCGUUGUGACAGCAGCUGGAGCCCCUUUCACUUGAACCCGGAGUCGAGCUCUUAAUGCUGCCGCUGCUCUCUCUCCGUCGCCGCAACUGCUUCAUGUAGCACUGAAAGACGUGCGUCGAACCUGAGCGACGACUGUGCCGAAAAUCACUUUAAGCGCUUGACAAAGAAAAAAGCGGAACAAAACAAGCCAAAACAUGACUUGAUUCCCAGGUCAAAGGUCGCAGCGGUUUGAUGCCGCCAGCAGCAGCCAAAUGAAGGUUGUCGGCCUCGAUCGACCCCGGGUUCGGGCCGUGGCUUCGGACCCCCCGGCACCGGCGUGUCCGCGUCUGAGCCGGGAGCUCCUUACGUCCCCUCGCUUUGGAGGGUCUUGCCUUGUCGACACGGAGCUCGGCCGCCGCUCGGGCUCCGAACCCUCGCCGCGGGGGGGUGUGUGAUACCGGGGUACGAGACCGGCGCUCCAACGCGCGGCGUUUUCUCAAGGGCUCCGGACCGGGAGGCGCCGCGUCGGCCGUUGCCUGUUGAACACGCGUGUCUUGCGCAAACUCGCAAGUGGGCAACACCGGGUCCUUUGAGGACAAACACGCCGUUUCCCAUCAGUGAAAGAGCCCCACACGCAUGGGCUGGAAGGUGCAGGAACAUGUACGUUACUAUAGUAAACAAGUCCGCAGUUGUGUCUGCAUAAGCGUGUUGCAUCUCUUUUUUUUUUGGCAUGUUGCAGGUGUGAGAUCUGCCCUCGCUCACCUGUAAAGUGUCGCAUUUGUAGGAAACGAAUGAUGUCUUUGUGUUACUCCUCAUAGCGGCUUCUCCUUUUCGCUCCCGCUGCUCAUUUCCGUCCGUGAAGGAAGUGAACUUGUUGUGACGGUGAACACAGUGACCUUCUUGUGGCCUUUAUUCCUCCUCUGUAAGUGUGUCACAAGUGCGAAAGGUCAUAAAGAGCGUUCGAUCCAGAGCACAACCGUCCGUCUCCUCCUUCAGAAACUGAAGUUUCUCAUCUGCUGUGAGAAUUGUUCUUCACAGACCCUAAUUUCAGCACGAAGUUCCCAGAUAUGAAUCAUAACGGGUUUCCCUCUGUGAUGAUUCUAUGUCCUCAGCUCGACACGUCGUUUUAUUCUCUUCAUUUUAAUUUGAAUAAAUUAUACGUAACGCAUUAAGCUCCGAUAAUAAAUGUUCCAUUUAAGUG
Scleropages formosus (Asian bonytongue) is the source of this 5342-nucleotide messenger RNA. RefSeq names its product histone deacetylase 4-like. Gene Ontology annotation, molecular function: histone deacetylase activity. Gene Ontology annotation, biological process: negative regulation of transcription by RNA polymerase II. The transcript has 26 exons. The record is from RefSeq and is a predicted model, not a curated record. NCBI's taxonomy places the organism in Eukaryota, Metazoa, Chordata, Actinopteri, Osteoglossiformes, Osteoglossidae. The coding region runs from base 368 to 3490 and encodes 1040 amino acids.